Caenorhabditis remanei is the source of this 507-nucleotide messenger RNA. RefSeq lists its product as uncharacterized. The coding region runs from base 1 to 507 and encodes 168 amino acids. Lineage: Eukaryota; Metazoa; Nematoda; Chromadorea; Rhabditida; Rhabditidae. The record is from RefSeq and is a predicted model, not a curated record. The transcript is spliced from 3 exons.
AUGGAUUUUUCGAUCUGCUGCCCAAAGUAUGAUUUCCAAACGAAAAAGAAAAGCAACAUUGUUCGUCAUCUGAAGAAUGUUCAUCAUCUGACUGAAGCUGAAGUCAAUGAAUUCGACAAACGAAUUGUAUCUAAUAAAGCACUAGAAACUCACGGAACUGGUGCCUUCGCAUGUGGUUACUGUAGCCACACUGUCGCAACGAAGAAUGGCUUGGAGACACAUAUCCGCAGAAAGCAUCCGAAACCAUUGCUCAAUCCGGCAAACAUCUCGCUGUCAAUGUCACCACCAAGUCAAGCUCCGCCUCUAAAGAAAAUUCAUCUGGCUAAAUCUACUAAAUCUCCAAUUCUGGUACGUCACCAUGUUGCUGCUCCAGAGUCGAGUUGGCAUCGAAUCAGAGAAGAAGACACGUGCGGACAAUCCGAAACAGCCGUAACAAUGAUGGAGUCAUCUCAAGCUAUUGGAACUGUAAACAUGAAGGAUCUUUCCAAUCAGAAGCCAAAGAAGUGA